Sorghum bicolor (sorghum) is the source of this 2729-nucleotide messenger RNA. RefSeq names its product protein TOC75, chloroplastic. The record is from RefSeq and is a predicted model, not a curated record. Gene Ontology annotation, biological process: protein import into chloroplast stroma; chloroplast organization. Gene Ontology annotation, cellular component: chloroplast outer membrane. Bases 117 to 2504 code for a protein of 795 amino acids. The transcript is spliced from 7 exons. Lineage: Eukaryota; Viridiplantae; Streptophyta; Magnoliopsida; Poales; Poaceae.
AUGACGCUUGAUUGGGCCACGUCGAUGAUUGAUGAUUUUGCUUGUUGCUCAAUCGAUCGAUCUGCAUACCAGAAGCAAGGAAAGCCAAGCCUCUCCGCCGCCGCGGCGCCACCGCGAUGUGGUUCAACUCCCGCAGCGAACCCAACGCCGACGCCGAUCCCCGACCUCAAGGUUCCUGUAACCGAGCCCUAGCCUCUGCCAUCACAGCCGCCACUUCAUCCUCCUCGUGCGACCUCGGCAGCGGAUGGGGCUCCAGAGGCGGCGGCGGCGGCUUCCUGUCGUGGAUCUUCUCCGCGGGCGUGGCGCGCGCCCACGAGCACGAAGGGAAGCCGCAGGCCGGGGACUGGGACGCGCACGGGCUCCCGGUCACCCGCACGCCAGUAACGCUCUCCAGGCUCGACGGGAGGAAGAGGUACAAGGUAUCCGAGCUCAACUUCCUCGACCGCCGCGCCCGCACCACCGAGGCCAGCGCCGGAGAGAAAGAGAAGACGUCGACCCCCUUGUUCGACGACAUGACCACGCUUCGGUCUGGCGGCGUGUACACCCGGUUGCAGCUGCACGAUGAGCUCCAGACGAUGACGUCUUCCGGCAUGUUCGAGCAGGUCAGCCUCCAGGGCAAGCCCAAGCCGGACGGCACUCUCGCGCUCACCGUCACCUACGCCGAGAGCGUCUGGCCUGGAGCCGUCAAACGGCUCAAGUUCGUCAACGUGGGGCUCAUGCCGCCGCUUGGCGACGGACCUGACGACGACAUGACGGCAAGGGAGAAGAUGGACUACUUCCGCAGGCAGGAGCGCGACUACAAGCAGCGCGUCCGCCGCGCCAAACAGUGCAUACUGCCGCAGUCGGUGCGUCAGGAGGUGCUGGGGAUGGUGAAGAAGCAGGGGAAGUUGACCGCCGGGCUGCUACGGAGGAUCAGGGACCACGUCGAGAAGUGGUACCACGACGAGGGCUUUGUGUUCGCCCAGGUGCAGAACUUCGGCAACCUCGACUCGGACGAGAUUGUGCUCGAGGUGGCAGAGGGGGACAUUACCAAGGUGGAGUACCAGUUUCACGACAAGCUCGACAAUAUCAUAGAGGGAAACACUAGCAUUGCCAUCAUUGACCGGGAGCUGCCCCAGCAGCUUGGUCCUGGCCACAUCUAUAACCUAGGGGCGGGGAAACAAGCUCUACAGAGCAUCAAUUCACUGUCUUUGUUCUCAAAUAUAGAAUUGACUCCUCGCCCUGAUGAGACGAAACAAGGGGGUAUAGUGGUUAACAUCAAACUCAAGGAGCAUGAACCAAAAUCAGCACAAGUAACAACAGAGUGGAGCAUAGUGCCUGGACAUCAAGGACUGCCAACUCUGGCAUCCAUUCAACCUGGAGGGACUGUUUCGUUUGAGCACCGCAACAUCUCUGGUUUAAACAGAUCUCUAGUUGGUUCUGUUACAUCCAACAACUUGCUCAACCCUCAGGGUGAUCUGUCGUUCAGGCUUGAGUAUGCACAUCCAUAUCUGGAUGGUGUGGAGAACCGCAGUAGAAACCGCACCUUCAAAGCUAGCUGCUUCAACAGCAAGAAAUUAAGCCCUGUCUUCGUUGCUGGUCCCAACAUGGAUGAAGCUCCACCUAUCUGGAUCGACAGAGUUGGAUUUAAAGCCAAUAUAACAGAGAACCUCACAAGGCAGAGCAAAUUCACAUAUGGGCUCGUGGUGGAAGAGAUUACAACACGCGAUGAAGAUAACAACAUAUGUACACAUGGUGCUCGAGUAUUGCCUGGUGGCGCCUUGAGCAUGGAUGGACCUCCGACAACCUUCAGUGGUACUGGUGUUGAUCGAAUGGCAUUUCUACAAGCUAAUAUAACUCGAGACAAUACAGAGUUCGUAAAUGGUGCAACAAUCGGAAACAGAUGUAUAUUCCAGUUGGACCAAGGUCUCGGCAUCGGAAGCAAAAAACCAUUCUUCAACCGUCAUCAGCUCACGGUGACAAAGUUCAUUAAUCUGAAUAAGCUUCUGAAUAAGCAAAAGAAAGGUGCUGGGAAGCCACCACCAGCUGUUUUGAAUCAGCAAGAGAAAGGUGGUGGGAAACCACCACCAGCUGUUUUGAGUAAGCAAGAGAAAGGUGCUGGGAAGCCACCACCGGCUGUUUUGGCACUCCACGGUCGUUACGCAGGCUGUGUUGGAGAUCUGCCGAGCUACGAUGCAUUUGCACUUGGCGGACCUCACUCCGUUAGGGGCUACGGCAUGGGGGAACUGGGUGCUUCCAGAAAUCUUCUUGAGGUUGCCGCUGAGGUGCGCGUCCCCAUCACUGUGAAGAACAGACAAGCACAGGUGUACGCAUUUGCCGAGCAUGGCACUGACCUUGGGAGCUCCAAGGACGUGAAGGGGAACCCUACAGAGUUCUUCAGACGCGCCGGCCAUGGGUCUUCCUAUGGCGUUGGUGUCAAGCUUGGUGCUGUAAGGGCGGAGUACGCUGUAGAUCACAAUGCUGGCACGGGAGCCUUCUUCUUGAGAUUUGGCGAGAGGUUUUGAAUGGAGUGGAGAUCUGUCACUGGAAAAAAAAAUUUCCUGUUAUAUAAUUUUUUUUGAAUGAAUUCCUGUUAUAUAAUAAUGUAGGAGUAACAGAAAGGAGAUUUGUCACUGAAUCUUGUAUCCGCAAUGCCUGCGAUGUGAAUAUAUAUACGCGGAAGACAGACUCUCUUUUUAUGAAAAGACGCUUUGUUAAUUCUCUUCCUCUGUGGAAGAUAGAUUCGAUGG